Molecule: messenger RNA, 5736 nt
Organism: Hibiscus syriacus
Lineage: Eukaryota; Viridiplantae; Streptophyta; Magnoliopsida; Malvales; Malvaceae
Biological process (GO): regulation of transcription by RNA polymerase II
Cellular component (GO): piccolo histone acetyltransferase complex
Source: RefSeq, a predicted model, not a curated record
CUCGUGAAACCGAAGGAAACCCUAGACUCGUCUAGUCUCGUCUCUUACGGUAAAAAAUAAAAAUAAAAGAAAACAAAUUUUAUCUUGAAAAUAAUUUUUUAAAAAAUCGACAAAUCUAUUAGGGAUUUAGGUUCAAUUCGAAAUCCCUAGAUUCUAACCCUAGCAUAUACUCGUACUCUUGAUAUCCACGACUCGGCGGAGAAAUUGAUGUUCUUUGAUGCACCGAUCCCGGUGCAAUUUUGGUUUUACAGAUCUGAACCAUGUGUGAUGUGAAUGUGUGGGAGAUUCAGUUUCCCCUGUUUGGAUUGAGAGAUUGUUGAUGGAAAGUAGAAUAGGAAACUCUCAUGGAGCGGAAAUUCCUAAAAGAUCAAGAUCUUUGGAUCUUAAGAGUUUGUAUAAAUCUGGUGAUUCAAAGGAGUCAUCUAAGAAUAGGAGCUUGAAGAGGAAAGAAAGAUCACAAGAAGGUGAUGGUGAGAAGAGGAGUGAUAAUAACUCCAAGAGAAAGAAGAGUAGGAAAUCUCUUCCUCUUAGUAGUUUUAGAACCGUCCAUGAUAGCAAUAGUAGCAAGAGUUUGACUGAAGUGUAUAGUGGUGGGUUCAGUUCGAGUUUGCAUGAUCCAGAAAGCUUGAAGAAGUUGGGUUUUAGUCAGAAAUCAAAAUAUGGUAGCAGUGCUGAUGAUGUUUCAGUUAGUUUGGGUAACAAUGAGAGGAUCCCAAAGCGUAAUCGGCGGUUUGAGGGGCAGGGCAAAUUUGAGGAUGCUCAAGUGUUGAAGUUGGCAGGGCGGUCUAAUAGUAAAGAAGUUGUUAAUGAGGAAGUGAAGUUAACCAGUGAAGAUUCUGGCACUCAGAAUGAGUCUUUGAAGUUUAAACAAGGGAAGAUUAUUGAAGAUCUUAAGGAGAACCGGAACAGUGAGUCAAGUUUGAUUCAGCAUUUGAAGGAAGAAGAUGGUAUUGCUGGUUACUCAGCUGUAAAUGGAGGUGACUCUUUGGUAAAAAAAUCACGGAGGAAGCCUAGGAAGAGGAAGGACUCGAUACAGGGUGAUAAAAGUGUUUCUAACAAGGCUCAGAGUUCAGUAGAGGCUUGUGACGUCUUUCAAGAAGAUGAAGAGAAUCUUGAAGAAAAUGCAGCAAGGAUGUUAUCUUCAAGGUUUAACCCAAGCUGUACUGGCUUUUCUUCAAACGGCAAAGUUUCCGCAUCACCAUCUGAGAAUGGUUUAUCUGUUCUCAUAUCUUUUGGUCAGAGUGCUAGUCCUGGGUCUAAGAAUUUGUCUGGUUCCGAAUCUGCUUCUGUCGAUACUAGGAUAUUGAGACCACGGAAAAGUCAUAAAGGGAAGGCCACCUCAAGGAGAAGGCGUCAUUUUUAUGAAAUUUUCUCUGGAGACUUGGAUGCACAAUGGGUAUUAAACCGAAGAAUCAAGGUGUUCUGGCCUUUGGACAAGAAUUGGUAUUAUGGCCUUGUCUACGGCUAUGAUAAAGAGAAAAAGCUUCAUCAUGUCAAAUAUGAUGACCGUGAUGAGGAAUGGAUUGAUUUACAGAAUGAGAGAAUUAAACUCCUGCUUUUUCCUAGUGAACUUCCUUACAAGUAUCAACGGAAAAGAACUCAGCGAGAUCGAGGUUCUGAUGAUAGAAUCAAGAAUGUAAAGCUCAGAAAAGAGAAGGGUAAGAAAAAAAUCAUUACCGAAGACGACAGUGCUUGGGAGCCAUAUGGUUCUGAGCCCAUCAUCUCUUGGUUGGCUCGUUCCAGUCAUCGUGUCAAAUCAUGCCCUUUGCAUUCUUUUCCUGGUCAACAAUUGUCAUGUGAUGAAGCUGUAGAUGAAAAUGGUUGUCAUUGUGAAGGUUCAUUGAAGGGAAGUAAAGUUAAAUUGUUCAAUGCCACUGCAUUGUCUGACAGACCGGUUGAUAGCAGAAGGGUUGAGGAUUCUUCCUUGGAUAGCACUAGUUACCCCAAUCGAAAACAUCCUAUAGUAUAUUUUAGAAGGCGUUUUCGCAAGACAGAUAAAGUAUCAUGUCAGGCUUCUAGGAGCAAUUGUAUUGGCAGUAAUGUGUCUGAAUUUAUCACCUCCCUCGGUUGUGUUGAUGAAUUUCAGGAUUUGGGUGUACUUGGUGCUUGCAUGGGCCGGUUGGAUCCUGAACUAGAAUUGUUGUUUAGUGAUAAUGCAGGGCAGUUACGAUUGAAUAUUUCAUUGAUUCAUUCAAAACAAUUCAGGUUUGGGUUGAGCUUCCCUGUGCUCUCUGUCUCAAAUAACUUGUUUGGUACAAAUAACCUCUGGCUGGUUCGUACUUUGUUGUUGCUGCAGUGUGGUAUGGUAAUGUCUGUCUGGCCAAUGGUUCAUAUGGAGAUCCUUUUUGUGGAUAAUGAAGUUGGACUGAGGUUUUUCCUGUUUGAAGGUUCCUUGAUACAGGCUAUAGCUUUUGUUUUCCAGGUCCUGAUGGUAUUUUAUCGACCUACUGAGCAGGGGAAGUGCCCUGAUCUGCUAUUGCCUAUAACUUCAAUCAGGUUCAAAUUUUCUUGCUUUCAAGAUCUUAGGAGGCAGGUUGUCUUUGCGUUUUACAACUUCCACGAAGUGAGGCAUUCAAAAUGGAUGUUACUGGACUCUAAACUGAAAAGACAUUGUCUGCUUAAUAGGCAAUUACCUCUGUUCGAGUGCACUUAUGAUAACAUUAAGGCACUUCAGAAUGAAACUGAUGGGCUACAUGGUUCUCCUGCUUUCAUAGACUCAUCAGCGGAGGGUUUAAGGAGGAUAAAGUAUAGGCCGGGCAUCAGCCUUAUGGGUGUCUCCAGAGAGACUAGUUUUCUGGAAGUUGGUCAGUUUUCUGGAAGUUCUGAGGAGCAUAGAAAUCUUCCCCAGUUUGCACUUUCUUUUGGUGCUGCAUCUACAUUCUUUAUUAGUUUGCAUCUUAAGCUACUUAUGGAACGUAGUCUUGCUUGCAUCAGCUUUCGCGAUCGUGACUCCUUUAAGCAACCAGGAAGCUCUGGCAAUUUGUUGUUGGAUGACCGUUCUAGCAGAAAGAACUGUAUGAACAACAAUUCUCGAAGUAGUGUAGAAAAAAAUCUGAAGGCUUCAUUAAAGGAUGUUGCUACUGGUGCUGAGUUAACAACUCUUGAUCUUUCUGCUUGUGGUAAUGUAUGUCUGAAAAAGUCCUCACAGAAGUACAAAAAUGGUGGUCAAAUCAUGGAUGGAACUUCUGCUAAUUCUCAUGAACCUGAAGAAGUUGGAUCCAUAGCCAUUGGUUCAUUUUCGGAAGCAGCAAUGGACAAUUCAGAGCAACUUGUUUUGCCCUCGAAGUCUCCAAUUGAUGGUGAUAAGAAGAAUGCAAGCUGUAGUUCUGUUUUGAAUGGUAUUACGGUUGAGAUUCCUCCCUUUGAUCAAUAUGGAAAGUAUGGUGACAGUGAAUUACCCAAUACUCAACAGCCUACUGAUUUGACUUGGAGUAUGAUUGGUGGUAUUAUCCCAAGUCCUAAUCCUACUGCUCCUAGAAGUACAUGGUAUCGAAAUAGAAGUAGUUCAUCAAUUGGUUAUCAUGCUCAUGGUUGGUCAGAUGGAAAUGCUGAUUUCUUCAACAGUAAUUUUGGAAAUGGACCUAAGAAGCCACGGACUCAGGUAUCAUACUCGAUACCUGUUGGAAGUUUAGAUUACAGCUCAAAAAAUAAAGGCCAGCAGCAGAGAGCCCUUCCUCACAAUCGAAUUAGGAGGGCUAAUGAGAAGAGAUCAUCUGAUGUUUCUACAGGCUCCCAAAGGAACUUGAAGUUAUUAUCUUGUGAUGCAAAUGUAUUAAUUACUAUUGGUGACAGAGGAUGGCGAGUGUGUGGAGUGCAGGUUGUGCUAGAACUUUUUGAUCAUAAUGAAUGGAAGCUGGCUGUGAAAGAAUCGGGGUCUACAAGGUACUCUUACAAGGCAAAUCAGUUCUGGCAGCCUGGAUCUACCAAUCGUUUUACACAUGCUAUGAUGUGGAAAGGGGGGAAAGAUUGGAUCUUGGAGUUCACAGACAGGAGUCAGUGGGCUCUUUUCAAGGAGAUGCAUGAAGAAUGCUACAACCGUAAUGUUCGUGCUGCUGCUGUGAAGAACAUUCCUAUUCCUGGGGUUCGCUUAAUAGAGGAAUAUGAUGAAAAUGCAAUGGAAGUGACAUUUGUUCGCUGUUCUUCAAAGUACUUGCGCCAGGUUGAAAAUGAUGCUGAGAUGGCUUUGGAUCCAUCCCGUGUUUUAUAUGACGUGGAUAGUGAUGACGAACAGUGGAUUUCAGGAAUUCGCAAAUCUUCAGAAAGUGACAUUGACAGUUCUUUGGAAUUUUCUGAUGAAAUGUUUGAGAAGUUUAUGGACAUGUUUGAGAAGGCUGCAUAUACUGAACAGUGCACUCAGUUUACUUCUGAAGAAAUACAAGAGCUCAUGGCUGGAGUCGGCUCCCUGAAAGUAGUCACUGCAAUCUAUGGGCAUUGGCAACAGAAGAGGCAGAGGGUUGGAAUGUCUUUAAUUCGUCAUCUCCAGCCGCCAUUGUGGGAAAGGUACCAACAGCAAGUGAGAGAGUGGGAGCAAGAAAUGUCUAAAGGUAAUCCUAAAUCCAUUGAGAAGCCACACAUGUUUGCUUUCUGUAUGAAACCCAGGGGUUUGGAACUUCUGAAUAAGGGGUCAAAGCAUAGAUCCCAGAGGAGAAUUUCAGUUUCCGGUCAAAGCCAACAUGCCUUGGGAGAUCACGAUGGUUGUCAUUCCUUUGAUGUUGGUAACAUGGGGUAUUUCUCAAUAGGCAGUGAUAGGUUUGAUAAGAAUCACCUCCGGAAACUUCAAAGAACCAAGUCGAAGAAGUAUGGCACUUUUCUGUCAUCAAACGAAGCACAAAUGGUGGAUUCAUACAAUCAGAGGCUAUUUGGCAAUAGAAAUGGAAUCCAUCGAUGGAACAGGGAUUUUCUUGACUGGCCAAGUCAGCGGCAUUACUUGCCUGAUGGUUUUCAAAGACAGGGCCCGGAACAGUGGGAUAAUUCUGAUAUUGAUGAGUUCACGUUGCGUGAUGCAUCUAGUGCAGCCCAGCAUGCACUAAAAAUGGCCAAUUUCAAGAGAGAAAAAGCCCAGAGAUUGCUUUUCAGAGCAGAUCUUGCAAUUCACAAGGCUGUUGUUGCUCUCAUGACUGCAGAGGCAAUUAAAGAAUCUUCCGAGGACUUAAAUGGUGAUGGGUAGAACAACCUGAUGGAACAAGAGUGUUGACUGAAUGAAAUUAGCCAGCACCAUUCAGUUCUGGAGCUGAUGAAAUACGUUAAGGAUCGAACAUUCUUUUCCCCAGAAACGGUGGCCUGGAGUUCACGUUGAUUGAUCAAGAGUAAAAGUGCCAACAUGAAAGCUGUGAGUGGAUGAUAGUUUUUUGCUUCUGCUACACAUAUAGUUGCGGUUCUUAUGUGCCAAUCUUACAGCAUUUCUUGCCUCUGUAUUUUCUUUUCAAUCCCGGCGCAGCUGUUGUUUUGAUUCUUCCGGUAAGUGUAGGGAAUUUUGGGAGGCGAUAUCUGUACAGAAGAUUUCUUUUCUUUUUUUCGUUGAUGACGUCUUAGUUUGCUCGUUUAUUCCUAUUCCUUCCUCUUAGCCUUGAUAUGUCGAUAUCAGAGUAGCAGGUUAGCUCAAAUAAUACAGCAUCAUCUCUUUUGCAAUCAAAUUGAUGUUUACCGUGUGAAUGAAAUUUGGCGCAUUUGAUGGAGUUAUAUGUAUAAAAACAAAGAGCCUAAUCUGAAAUGAGAAACACAAAAUGCUGCAAGUAU